AUGGAGCUCAGAAGUGGAAAAUGCAUGCGCAGGGCAACAUUUGUGACAGAUGAGCCCCAAUUCGAGCCAAGUGGUCCGAGCGCCAUUGAAGCGGCCCUCCCCGACGACGUCCUGAUGCGCGUGUUCCAGCAACUAGAGCGGCAGGGCGACUGGGAAGCUCUCUCCCUCGUCUCUAAGCGGUGGCGCAGGCUGGCCGCUGGGGCCUGCACCAAAUUGCAUGUCACGAGGAGAGCGGGGGGGCAGAGGAUGACUCAGGUUCUGCGUCGCUUUGGCCCUGGCCUCCACACCCUCUAUCUCUCCUCCGCGCCGUUCGUACGCGACUCAGACCUGCGGACACUACCCCUCCUGUGCCCAAACCUGACGUCCAUCUACCUGAGCUGGCAGGACAGCUUCUCGGAUGCAGGCCUGAGCGCGCUCGCCCAAGCGUGCGGGCCGCGUCUCCUCGAGCUCGGCCUUUCGAGGUGUCAGGGCCUCUCCUUCCACGGCAUUGCUGCCGCUUGCCAGUACCUUCCCAAUCUGCGCUUCCUAGACCUCUCCCACGUCCUCGGCAAAGCCAAAGUCUUGGCGGUCCAACCGUGCGCCCUCGCCGCGUUUACCGUCAAAUUACCAUCGGUCAGUUCAGAAGACGGCGGAGCCGGAGGAAGCGGCGGCGACGACAGUGGGGGAAACGACAGCGGUGGAAAAGACAGCGGGGGAGAAAGUAGUUCUGAAGGAGCGUAUUACAAGUCUGGUCCGCCGUUCAGUGAGUUCCUUAGCCACCGGCUGAUGGUCGAGUGCGAGUACGAUUCCUGGGGCAACGAGUUUCGCUUCGGGUACAGCUUACUUGACGCGGAAGCAAAUGGGGCAGAGAGUAGCAAACCGGGGGGUGCGGGUGGGGCCAAAAAGGGGGGUGGUGCCAAGGAAGGUUUGGGUGAUAUCGAUUCGGCAGUCGCAUCUAUUGCCCAUUCUUGUAAGCAGCUCCAAACGCUCCUGCUGAAAGACUGCUCUGCACUGUGCGAGCUUUCGGACCACGGUUUGGACGGGGUAGCAUCCGGGCAGUGCGCGCAAACUCUAACCACGCUGGACCUGUCGUUCUGCGAGAACGUGACCGACGCUGGUUUGCUCAAUGUCGCGAAGCACUGCCCGAAACUGACGGAGCUCAGCCUCGCUUGCAUCAGCGUGGGGGAGAAGGUGACGUCGGCAGGGUUAGGUCAAGUGUUAAAGCAAUGCACGGGGCUAACCGAGCUGGACCUGUCAGGAAACAUGUUGGGCCCGCAGUGGUUCGUGCAACUGGGUUUGCAUUCGAAGACCCUGGUUAAGCUUAACCUGAAUCGGUGCAAGUCGGAGCCGGAGCAGCCCUACCUUCCCGUCUGGAAGAUGUGCCUCAAAGGGCCCGCCAAGUUCACGCUAACCCACCUUAACCUCAUGGAGUGUACCGGGUUAGAGGACCUGGGUUUGGGCAUGUUAGCGGUUAGUUGCAUCUCGCUAAAGGUGCUCAAAAUCAGCGGGUGUCUCGAGGUUACGGACAGGGGGUUGUUAGAGCUGGGGAAAUUUCGGGGGGGGCAGAUGGAAGAGCUAGUUAUCCGGGGGGCCGGGGUUGGGAACACGGGCCGAGACUCGUUCCAAUCAGGCGCUCCGUGGCCCAAGCUGCACAGCCUGGCCGUCUCCCAGUGCGAGUGGAUGGAGGAUGAGUCGCUCCAGUCGAUCGCGCUUCACUGCUCGGCGCUCACGUUUCUCGAGGCUGGAGACUGCUUCGAUGCGAGCGGGCUUGGGUUCUCGCACAUCCUCGACAAGUGCACCAAGCUAGAAAAGCUGAUGCUAUACCAGAUUCCGAAUAUCGACACGCUCGAACCCGGCCCGCCCUGUCACCGCUUACGUGAGCUUGACGUCAGCGGGUGCUCCCUAAAGGCCGGACCCCUUCGGACGCUUGCCGAGCGCUGUCCGAACCUGGAGAAUGUCGACAUCAGUGGGAAUAGACACCUGGAGCGGGAGGGGCUUCUCGCGAUGGUGGUGGGGUGUAAGGGCCUGGCAGUCCUGGACAUACAGGACUGCCCCAAACUAACGGACAAGGCAAUUAACCUGGCACUGGAAGCUUCGACUUCGCUGCGGAAGGUCUUCGUUACGAGGAUCAAGCUUAGCCAGCGACUAGAAAAGCUAGGACUGCGGAAAGGCUGCAAAGUUAGAGGCUGUUAGCACGAGCGGGUCGCAAUUCGAAGCACAUGAAGUUGUACGUACAUAUGUUCAUGGGAGACCAGGAUGCAACUGUGAUUUGAGUCACAGAUAGGAUCAGCGCACGCACGUAGUGGGAAUUCGGCACGAACCUGACUCAAUACACAUUGCUGGCAUCAAGUAGCUGGGGUUUGCGGUCAUCUUCACUCCAUCCGAUGGCAGUGCAGUCACGCAUGCGGACCCAUGCAUCUUGGACAGACGUAGUAACCAUGCAACGUACUUUAUUUUUCAGAAGUUUCUGUCAAUGUCC
This is a messenger RNA of Klebsormidium nitens, 2458 nucleotides long. Lineage: Eukaryota; Viridiplantae; Streptophyta; Klebsormidiophyceae; Klebsormidiales; Klebsormidiaceae. The record is from the annotation of a GenBank genome assembly.